Messenger RNA from Cariama cristata (Red-legged seriema), 654 nucleotides. Its product is annotated as myosin heavy chain, skeletal muscle-like. Lineage: Eukaryota; Metazoa; Chordata; Aves; Cariamiformes; Cariamidae. The record is from RefSeq and is a predicted model, not a curated record. The annotation marks the transcript as partial. The transcript is spliced from 4 exons. Gene Ontology annotation, cellular component: myosin complex.
GCUCGUAUUGAGGAACUGGAGGAGGAAAUUGAGGCAGAGCGCACCUCUCGGGCAAAAGCUGAGAAGCAUCGGGCUGACCUGUCGAGAGAGCUAGAGGAGAUCAGUGAGCGCCUGGAAGAAGCAGGAGGGGCUACUGCAGCUCAGAUUGAGAUGAAACAGAAGCGUGAGGCAGAAUUUCAGAAGAUGCGUCGUGACCUCGAAGAAGCCACACUGCAGCAUGAAGCCACGGCUGCCGCGCUGCGGAAGAAGCAUGCGGACAGCACGGCUGAGCUCGGGGAGCAGAUCGACAACCUGCAACGAGUGAAGCAGAAGCUGGAGAAGGAGAAGAGUGAGCUGAAGAUGGAGAUUGACGACUUGGCCAGUAACAUGGAGUCUGUCUCCAAAGCCAAGGCAAACCUGGAGAAGAUGUGUCGUACUCUAGAAGACCAACUAAGUGAGAUUAAGACAAAAGAAGAGGAGCAUCAGCGCAUGAUCAAUGACCUCAAUACUCAAAGAGCUCGUCUGCAGACCGAAGCAGGUGAAUAUUCACGACAGGUGGAAGAAAAAGAUGCUUUGAUAUCUCAGCUUUCCCGAGGCAAACAGGCAUUUACUCAACAGAUUGAGGAACUUAAGAGACAUUUAGAAGAAGAAAUAAAGGCCAAGAGUGCCCUGGCC